AUGAAUACUAGGUCUAAAGUAAGUAGUAACAACAGCACGACUAUCAUUACUACUACUAUUACCAACAACGGUAGGGAAAGCAGUAGCAGUAGUAAAAUUGGUUACAAAGGCAGUCGCUAUAACGUCACCGAUAGAAAAAUCAGAUAUACCGCAGGAAGAAUGGCUCGGAAGACUAAACAAAUAUUGGAAGAGGAUGAUGAUAUUCUCAUUUACCAUGGACUGAAGAGAAAAGCGGAACGAGAGGAGGAGCAUAUAAAUGAAGUAAAAGAUUACUAUGAAGAAGCAAGAGAGCGAAAAAAGAUGAGAACAGAUAAUUGUAAAAAAAUGUGUAUUUGUGAACAAAGUGAAGAAAAUUAUGGAGGAGAGGAUAUGAUAUGCUGUGAGAUAUGUCUGGACUGGUUCCAUCCAGAAUGCGUUGGGGUUUCUGACGAAUACUGUAAUGAUCCAAACACCUUCUAUGUCUGUAGGGAGUGCAGACAAUUGCAGGUACCUUGUGCCUCUCCUGAUUGUAGAAUCUCAAAAACUUUUAAGGCACCUGCAUAUUGGUCAACUGAUUUGGGGGAGGAAUUUAAAGUUAUAAAAGAUGAAUGUGCCAAAAUGACGAGGUGUAAAAAAUGUGAUAUUUUGCAA
Messenger RNA from Funneliformis geosporum, 630 nucleotides. NCBI's taxonomy places the organism in Eukaryota, Fungi, Glomeromycota, Glomeromycetes, Glomerales, Glomeraceae. The record is from the annotation of a GenBank genome assembly.